AUGCUCCCAUUCAACGGCACCAUUCCCCUCUCAGUUGGCUUUGAUCGCCCUGAAGACUACUUCAUUUUUCUGUUCCAUAUUGUUUUUGCUACUAGUGCGGUCCUCCUCGCAGGCUCAGUAGUAGUUGGAAUCUUGAGCACGAAGAGUCUUCGACGACAGAACAGAUUUAUUUUCAUGCUCAACACCAGCAUUUGCGACACUCUGAUCGGGUUCUCCGUUUAUUAUCUCGGUCUGUUCGAUGUGCAGGAAGGAUUCCCCUCAAGGAACGGUACAUACUACAUUCUACCUUCACUUCUUGGAGUAAAUAUCCUUACGUUUCUGUUUGCACAGAUUGACCGCUAUUUCGCGAUUUGUCACCCGUUCUUUUACUGUCGAUUUGUUACACGACCGGUUAUCAUCGCAAUUUGUGUGUUUUGCUGGUUUGUCACUUAUCUCACAAACGCGCUGCAAAACACUGUCCCCGUUUCAAAAGCUGCACAAAUAGGCGCAAUUAGCAUUAUGGCGUUACAGGCUGUAGUCAUCACUAAAAUUUUAAUGACUAUAAGGUUGUAUGUAAUUGCCAGAUAUCAGCUUGCACGAGACCCGCCGAGCGCCGAGAAGGAGAACAAGAAGGAGUCACUGAGAAUCGUUAUAUUCGUAGUCGUGUGUUUCUUAACGUUGUGGGGUCCCUCCUUCGUCAACAUUAUUGUGAAGCAGACGACAUUUAAAGGCUUAUGGUUCAGGAACGAAGGAACGAACCUCUUUGCCAUUAUGGCGCGAUUUAACGCGCUUAGCACACCUUCUGUGUACGUCUGGGGAAGCCCCGCGCUGCGCGAAGCUUUGAAGAACACCGUCUGGGGGAGAGUGUGUCCAAAGCGGAAAAGAAGGUAGAGUGAGUUCACGGCGGCGUCGUCGUCAUUUACAGCGUUUUGUCAGAACGCAAAGGGUAGCUUGUUGUCUUUGUCUUUACAAUGCAGAAUCAGUUGUGAUCACGGAUGCAGGAGCGAUCGUCGGCAGAAAAUACCAAGUAUAUCGAGAGGGAAAAUACCAUGAAAAUCUGGAUGAAACAGCAGCCCUACCAAGUCGGCCUUUGAACCAAUACCAUAUGAGCUAUGUGAACUUUUUAAAGUAGCAAUAUUCGGGGUUUUCCAUUAAUGAAAUAGUACGAUGCCCUGCAUUUAUAUUAGCGCAUUUUUUCAGCAAAUACUGCACAAAGCGCUUAAUAGUGAAUGCCUCUCAUUCUGCCAGCCAUUCCGCUCACACCAAUGGCGAAGAGCAGCCAUGCAAGGCGCCAAUCAGCUCGUGGGGAGCAACCGGCAUUAGGUUGGGUGUCUUGCUCAAGGACAAGUAAACACACCCAAAAGGCGGGGAUAGACUACCGCUCUAAUGUAAAAGCUUAAGUACUGCGAAAUGCAUGCUUACACCCACCUGUAUAUUUGUCGUCUCGUGAAAAGUGUUAAGGUCGUGAUACACAAUGGCAUGGGGACGGAAACCGUAACCGAAAACAACCAAUAAACGUGACAUUUAAAAAGUGACAUGGCUGAGUCUGGGGAGGCUGUAGACUAGAGGAGCAGCGGUGUUUUGGAGGAGCUGCAGGGGUUCAUACAUUAAUGAGUCAAAAGUCAAAACUCAAAAAUCUAUAUUCAUAUAUGCAUAGUUUCAUAGAAAUGUAUUCAGACCACACGGUUAAAAUGUUUGAAACCUCCAAAAUUAGUGGCGACUAUGCUGUCACCCGUUCAGAUGCCUUGAAACAAAUAAUUCAGUCUUUCGAAAACUCCCAAAAACUCUGCUUGCCAAUUUGAUGGUUUGCUUUGCAGCAGUAACUUCAGUGUAGAUAGUUAUUGAGCUAAGGGUGAAUUCACACCAUGUGAGAGUCUUCUGUGUGUGGGAAAGACCCCCAGCAUUGUGCUGAAUAAAAACACAUCUUGCGCUGCUGAAAGAGUGAUACUGAAGCUAAAGAGACGGAUGUGCACCUCUGUACACCCUGCUGUAACGCUGCU
Molecule: messenger RNA, 1979 nt
Organism: Anguilla rostrata (American eel)
Lineage: Eukaryota; Metazoa; Chordata; Actinopteri; Anguilliformes; Anguillidae
Product: trace amine-associated receptor 7e-like
Exons: 1
Coding region: 1-870 (289 amino acids)
Biological process (GO): regulation of metabolic process; adenylate cyclase-activating G protein-coupled receptor signaling pathway
Cellular component (GO): plasma membrane; cytoplasm
Molecular function (GO): G protein-coupled receptor activity
Source: RefSeq, a predicted model, not a curated record